Messenger RNA from Owenia fusiformis, 925 nucleotides. Lineage: Eukaryota; Metazoa; Annelida; Polychaeta; Sabellida; Oweniidae. The record is from the annotation of a GenBank genome assembly.
CUUGUACAUUUGUACUUUAUGUGGAGUCAUAUUAGAUGUGAAGAGAAAAGAGAGGUAUCAUAAUGCAAUUAACUCAGGCAGCUACCAUUAUUCUGUGGAGUACUUUUCUGGUUAUUGAAGUAGGAGGGGUAAGAGAUGAUAAAGAGAGCGAGUCGUCCAUUGAAAAACGAUCUUUACAGGAUGUCCUUCGAAGCAGAUCGCAGUCUAACCACAAUUCCCGUACAAGACAAACAGAAGAUGUACCAGUCCCACAAUGCCACGUUGAGGUGGAAGAAGUGCGACGCAUACCAGGUCGAUGUACCCAGCUUGGAAGACGGCGAAUUCCAGCAUGUGUGGCUGGAGGCUACCUCUAUAUAAACAAUGGGGACUGUAUCAGUUCUCAAUAAGACCUCAGCAAACUUUAGUGACUGAUUCGUGACUGAUUCGAUCAUUCGACAAUAUUAUUACUUUUUACUAAAAAUUAAACUGAAUCAAAUAAAUGUGAUGCAAAUUAUGAUAUGAUAUUAUGACGAUUCGCUGUUUGCUGUAGAAUUGAAUGAGUCAGAACGAAAAUGGGCCCCUAACAGUUGAGCAUACACUACAGGGUGUCCCAAAGUAAAGGACUUGUUCUGAAAUUUUGUUAAUUCUGCACCAAUUAUGAUCAAAUCUUCCAAAAAUACUUUCACGUAUUGGGGCUAGAAAUGCAGAGUUUGAAACUUAUGGUAUCUUUGUUGAUGUCAAUCCCAUCCCUCCCCUCUCUCGAUUUUUUCAAGAAUAUUUUUUUGCCAAAUCUUUUUGCGACUCCGUUAUUUUUUUAGCUUGAACCAAAGAUAUCAGACACUUUUUGGCGUAAAAACCAAGGUGCUUAGGGGUAGAGGGGCAAAGUUAUGAUAGUUUGAACUUGAUGCCAAUAAAAUUGAAAUUCAUAAAAUAUUGAUUGUUACUU